UUCGAGCCCACGGGGUGAGAAGCGGCCCUGGCAAAUGAAGAAGCUGCCCGUGCCAUUGUGGGCUCACAUCAUCAGCAGGGGGCAGUGCACCAAAGCCCAUUGUUGUACUGCACUUUGCUCGCUAUGCCCCAGCGUCUUCACGAAGGGGCCUGCUCAGCGUCUCUGUGGCUACACUAGCCCUCCCUGAGCCCUGAGCCACCCGGCGAAUCGUGUUCUUCACUCAUCGCCACAAUGCAGUGGCGUCUACCCGCUCGUUUGCUAAGUUUAUCAUUCAGCAAAGUCCGAGCGAAGCCAGGGCCGCCGCCGCUGCCUCUCGGUCUCUGCCCGCAGACUCCCUCUCUCUUCGGCUGCCAUUCCAGGACAGACCGUGGCUUCAGCGCGGCCUGUGCGGUCUUUCCGCGGCUGCUGGCAACAAGAAGCCAGCGCUGUGUGUGCUACUCGACGGGCUCCUGGUGGCAGAGACGGAGUCGAGGGACCAGGGGCCGGCAGCUUGUGAAGGUGGCGGCCUGGCUGCUGGUGGGACUCGCUGUGGUGGGCUUCCCCGAGCACCUCCGUGAUGGCCCUAGCCACCUCUCAGUUCUUCUCUCCGCGGUGAAAUCUUCCAAGAGAUGGAACGUCCACGACGAUGAAGAUGAUGAUGGUGGUGGUGGUGAUGAAGAGAGGAUGGGUCUCUUGCCUAGGACGGAGUGCGAGGGGAAUUUGAAGAGAGACAUGGGACCAUGGGGCUCGGCUGUGUGGGCGAGCAGGGAUCUACUCCAAAAGGUCAAGGACGAAGUGGGAGCGCCUGGCAUGGUUGUUGGAGUGUCGGUGAAUGGAGAGGUUGUUUGGACUGAAGGACUGGGCUUCGCUGACCUGGAGAACCGCCUGCCAUGUCACGGAAAUACGGUGAUGCGCGUCGCAAGUGUGAGCAAGAGCCUGACAACGGCAGCUUUAGCGCGGCUGUGGGAGGCCGGAAAGGUUGAUCUGGAUGCACCCGUGCAGACCUAUGUGCCUGACUUUCCCGAGAAGGAAUUCCAGGGCCAAAAGGUGACCAUCACUCCUCGACAAAUUUUGUCUCACUUCUCGGGGAUUCGCCAUUACGAAAAGGACCCACAGAAAGUCCGGGAUGAAGAGGAAAAACGAAAAAAAGCCCGAAGUGGACAGAAAGUGGACAGGACCGAGAAGAAAGCAAGUUUGGCCAGCAAGAACAACUCGGAGGACAAGAAAAAGCAACUAGAAGGAAACCCUAAAGAAACAGACAAAGUGAUAAAUGCACCAAAACUCAGAGGCAAUAGUCAGGAGUUUUCAAAAGAGGAAUAUUAUCUGAUGGAGAAAUUUUCAAGUGUGAGCGACUCGCUGAAACUGUUUAAAAAUGAUCCCCUCGUAUACAGACCAGGCACCGAGUUUCUCUACUCGACGCACGCUUUCACCCUGCUGAGCAGCGUGGUGGAGAGCUGCUCAGGUGACGACUUCGUGCAGCACAUGCUCAAGAUGUUCCGCCAGCUCGACAUGCUGAAUACUUUGGCCGAUCUCAAUGAGCCCAUCAUCUAUAACCGCUCCAGGUAUUACGUGUUUAACAAAAGGGGUCGGAUUUUGAAUGCACAGUAUGUCGACAACUCGUACAAGUGGGCUGGGGGUGGCUUCCUCUCCACUGUGGGAGACCUGCUGAAGUUUGCCAACGCCAUGCUUUACAGCUAUCAGACGGAAGCCUCGGAUGUAGAUAACGGCCAUCUGCCGGGCUACCUCAAGUCCACGACCAUGCGUGCGCUUUGGUCACCUGUCCCCGGCAGCGAGAUGUCUUGGGACCGGGACGGUGGAUAUGGCAUGGGGUGGGGCGUGGUUGAGAGCCGGCAGGAGUGCGGCGCUUGCCGGCGCACUCGCCGCUACGCUUCGCAAACUGGCGGCGCCGUCGGGGCCAGCUCCGUGCUGCUCGUGCUCCCUGCCGAAGGGACGCCAUCCCCUGAGCAAGGGCCGCACCUCCCGCGUGGCAUCGCGGUGUGCAUCCUGUGCAACCUGCAGUCAGUCGGCCUCAAUGCUGCCGCUUUGCAGAUAGCCCUCGAAUUUGAGAGAUGUGCUCAAAUGACUGUGUGUGAGCAUUGCCCAUGAGCCAAGGAGACGUGAAAGUCACUUUGUGUAAUGGACAUUUGCGUUCAGGAGACCAGGGUUCAGUAGCCGGUUGUUUAAAGCAGCUUAGGUAUAUUUUUCCUCCCAGUGUUCUUUAAAACAGUGUUUGACUGAAUGUGUAGCCAAAGGCAAAUGGGGUUGAGGUCCGAUAAAAGCAUCGUUAGACGAUGUGAAAAAGUGGAUGCCUAGGGAGACAUCUGUAGCGAUUGGUACAAAGUAGCGGUGACUGUAGAAGGCGCUCUGAUAAUUGCUACCAGAGCCUGCAGUGCUAAGGCAAUGGAGGAAAAAAAGUAAAGGGGAAAAUUAACUGAAGGUGUUUUAUGCAGGUCACUGCAUUUUGCCAUAUGAAGGGAAACAUUCAGAUCGGCCAUGUUACGAGUUGGCAACUGAGUAAUUGACAGUAUUAGCUUCAUAAUAUUCAACUGUAUAUAGAAAAUAUUGCAGUUUUAUGGUAGCAUAGACAUUUAGCAAAUGGCUACCUAAGUGUGCCAAACAAAAAAACCUCGCCAUUUGAUGGCAAUAAAUGAUAACGCAGGUGAUGCACUCGUGGCCUAAAAGCUAAACACAAAAAGUAAUUCUAAAGUAAUGAGUUUUCUAUUUAAAAGAGCAUAGCUCCAGUGGCUUCCUAAUAUUAGAAGGAAGAGCGUUCCAGACGGCCGCAGAAGCGCAACUGAAAGCAUGUGAUGCAGUGACCGUCUUUGUUCGAUGGUUAGCCAAAAGCAAUGACCAGAGUUUACGUGAUGGUUUAUGCUCCUUUGUGGCAAGCACUUAGUGCUGAAAAUUCGGGUUCACCUUUAGGAGGUGGUAAUCUGGUUUAUGUUAUGUUGAACACAACGUAAGCCACUGAUUUAAUUGUUGUAUUGCUACCGGUUAUGAAACGGUGGCGCCAUGUAGUGGAAACAUGUUGCGUGUUCAAAGGGGAAGGAGUCAAUUGCCCCUUUUGUUGUUUUAAAAGGCUUCUUGAUUGCAGACAUCGUUGAUUUUUUUUUAAAGGCCAUGGAACACCAGAGCCUUUAUUUUCUAGAUAAUUGACCUCACCUGAUUUUUCGUCACUUGCCAGUUUCCAAAGCCAAUGUUCUUUGUCCUGUUACAAACUUACGCCACGGGUUUAUUACAACAGUAUUGUGCAACAUGAGUAACUUGUGCUUUAAAUUGUUACCAAACCAUGUGAGCUGGGACGAUCAUAGCUGGCCCGUUGCCCAUCGCCAAUGAACCAACUACAUAUUCUCACAAGCAAUAACAUUUUAUGCUGUGCAUACCAAACCCUGCCUUUUAUGGACUUUUGUAUUGACUGCAAUCUUUUUUUUAUGGGCGGGGAGUUUAGAUGGUUAAGAAUCUUCCCAAUUGUAAAAUGUUCGAAAAAUAAAACAAUCCUUGGAUAA
Lethenteron reissneri (Far Eastern brook lamprey) is the source of this 3485-nucleotide messenger RNA. RefSeq names its product lactamase beta (gene LACTB). NCBI's taxonomy places the organism in Eukaryota, Metazoa, Chordata, Hyperoartia, Petromyzontiformes, Petromyzontidae. Gene Ontology annotation, molecular function: peptidase activity. The record is from RefSeq and is a predicted model, not a curated record. Gene Ontology annotation, biological process: regulation of lipid metabolic process; proteolysis. Gene Ontology annotation, cellular component: mitochondrion.